Molecule: messenger RNA, 575 nt
Organism: Cinara cedri
Lineage: Eukaryota; Metazoa; Arthropoda; Insecta; Hemiptera; Aphididae
Source: the annotation of a GenBank genome assembly
AUGUCGAAUACAUUUUCGAUUUCGGAUUCCGAAAAUCCGGGUUACCGGUUAACGCCGGUACGUCCGGCGGCGUUUUCCGCAUCGCCCCUAGACAGCGCCCCGUUUGAACGAACCCGCGGGUUGCCGAGAGGAAUCGGCUCACGCGCGCCGGGACGACUCUCGCGAACGCCGCCGCGGAUACGAUAUCAUCGCGCCGCGGUAUUUAAUAUACGCCGUUCGAUCGGGUGUUGUAAUGUUAUUGUUGUGCGCAUUGUUACUACAACGGGCGGCGGGACGGGUGGGCGGGUGGGCGCGCGCGCGCGAGUGUGCGCCGCAGGUACGCGCGGACGGGCGGUCACUCACUACCGAAACCGUAAUACAGUAUUAUUAUUAUUAUUAUUAUAGGCGUACGUGCGGACCGCGGCGGAACGGGGAUAGAGGGAAUGGCGCGUGCCGUUCGGCUUUGCAAAACGCGGCGGCGGCGGCUCGUGUACUCUGCAGAAACUCCGGGCGAGCUAUCGUUGACACCCGCCGCCGCUGCCGACUGCGAUCGCGACGGCGGUGACGACAAUCCCCCGCCGCGGUCGCCAUGGUAA